AUGAAUCUUACGGCUGAACCAGGAAAACCAUUGACUUCAAUGCCUCCAAGCGACAAAACUUCCAUCGGCUCGCUGCCUCAGGAUGAUGUCAUCCAGAUAAUAUUUGUGGUCAUAGCAACGGCAUUAGGAAUUCUCAGUGUGGUAUUGGCAUGGGUGGUGUGGAAAUCACGUCGGGUGCGAAUAAGGCGUGACUCUUUGAACGAAGUAACACGAUCCUCAGAUACAUUUGAGCUUCGUUUGGUCAUAGGAAAUGCGAAUACCAUAACAUAG
This is a messenger RNA of Sclerotinia borealis F-4128, 270 nucleotides long. The record is from the annotation of a GenBank genome assembly. NCBI's taxonomy places the organism in Eukaryota, Fungi, Ascomycota, Leotiomycetes, Helotiales, Sclerotiniaceae.